UGCGCGUGCUUCUCUCUUUAAACCAGUCCACAAUACUGUCGGCCGGCCUUAGCCCUUUUUGUCUCUCCCGCUCUCCACCCCCGUUUCUGCCUCUAUACCUUGGCUACGCUAGUGUUCUCGGCACAUUGCUCAGCACCAGUUCUGCUCUCAAUUUACCCCCCUUCCGUGUGCGAAAUCUACUAAGCGUGCUUCCUUUUACAAGGGGGCUUUUUCACUGCUGAUACGCGCCUAGUUUCAGUUAACGCAAUUUAGGCGACACCUAAUUGCAGAGGUGACCUAGCCUAUGGAGGUGCCGCGGACAAGCAGCUCAGCAUCGGCAGUACCACCGGGAACCAGCACCGCAGCAAUGUCGACACACCCGGCACUGAGCAUUCUGGACCAGCCAGACUUUUUGGCCAAUGUGGAAAAGUUCCGUGGCCACUUUGGCACAUCCUCCCAUGAGCCACACCGCGACGGCUACACGUUCCUCCAGCUCCCCAAGAACACGCCUGGCCACCCGUCUGCCAAGGCACCCAGGGCAGCCGUACAGAAGCCGGUUUCUGCAGUAUCGCCGUCUACGAGCCAUGCGACGCACGCAACUGCACAGGCUGCGAGGGCGCCAGCUCGUCCGGCACUAGCCACACAGGUGAACACCACAAGCACGUUUGACCAUCUGAUGAAGCUGGUCACAACCAACAGCCCGCCGGCAACGACAGCUGUAUCAGGUGCCAAACAUGGCGAUGCAGCAAUCGUACACACUCCGACGACUCACAAGACCGUGCUGGCCUCGGAGGCACAGGACCGUGCAAACGCAGUGCUCCGCCCACCGCUGCCGGCGCAUCUGAGGAUCAAUGUUCCCGAGCUUGACUCGUUGAAGAGGAUGCGGGAAGAGAUGCAGACAAUGAACAAAACGCUCGAGCAGCGCAACAGGGCCCUGGCAAGCCAGAAGCAAGCCAGCAAGGCUGCCCGGCAGACUAACGGCACGGUACGCACCACCAGCACAGAAGGCAGCCGCGUAAGCCGAUGCAGAGCGAGCGUACAGACACGCCCACCAAUGGCAGCAACAGGUGUAAAGCGCAUGGUGCCAAGUGACUUCACGCGCAUCCGCCGCGGUUUAAUAGAUGCCAUCAAGAACGGAUCAGUCAUCACAGAUCCGUUCGCAAUGGACAUUUGCGACGAUGAAGAAGCCCUGUCGCCCGACAACAGGCGUGUACGUAAAGAGCCUGUAUUUUCCAAAGGCGACAGUGACAGACGGGUCCGUGAAAGUGCUGGGCGGACUCGGUCGCGGUCCACCACUCGCCAGCGCAGCAGGGAGCGGCAGCGCAGUCGGGACCGCGACAAUCGUGCCCACAGCCGCGAGAGCCGCGACGGUAACCCGCGCAGCCGUGACCGUGGUCGUGAGUCCAUCGACAUGGGUGAUGAAUUGCAGGCCAGCGCUGGCUCUGUAUCGAUGCAACGGACGCCCAGCACAAGUAGUGUAGCUAUGUCAGUAACCGAGUCCGUUGGAUCCCGCAACGAGCAGCAUUGCGUCGGCUAUUAUAUCGAGUCGCUCGUGUGCUGUGUCGAGAGCUUCUGGAGCAUGUCGGCGAUAUCGGACCUGAAGAUGAAGAGUGACCAGUGGAACUCGAUCAUGCAGAUAUACAGAUUUCCUGGUCUGGCUGCACUGAUCAUGGCGUGUGCGUACCACCAGCUCAGCAUCAACUCCAAUCACCUUGCCACUGUGCUGGACGACGAUGCAGGAAUGAAGAGGGCUGUCGCUGAUACCCGCAAAUACUUCCUCGAGAUGAACAAGUGGGAAAACAUGAGUCGUCAGAUGCUCACUGCUGAGGUUCUCAGCCGCGAGUUCCCAAGAACUUGGAACAACUGCCUGUUGCCCAUCAGCAACCUUGACCAGUUUGAGCUGCGGUCGCGGCCGAACACAGAGUUCUGGCCAGCAGUCGCCUACCCGGUUGGCCCGACAUCCAACCCACUGGACAUAGCCAACUUUGCGCGGCAGGUUAACCGCGAAUGGCUUGAAUCGCAGGGACUCUCAUUGAGGAUGCCAGACAAUAUGCAUGAAUUCUAAUCCCCUUUAGUCCCAGGAGUCAGCAGUAGCUUUGCUUAUUAUUAGCCCCAAAUGCCAGUAUGCUUUAAUUGACAACUACGCAUGUGAACGCAUUGCUGCAAAUGGAG
Molecule: messenger RNA, 2151 nt
Organism: Linderina pennispora
Lineage: Eukaryota; Fungi; Kickxellomycota; Kickxellomycetes; Kickxellales; Kickxellaceae
Exons: 7
Coding region: 347-2044 (565 amino acids)
Source: RefSeq, a predicted model, not a curated record